AUGAGAGUUAGAAAACGUGAACAAAAUUUGUCGACUUUAGUGAACUUUUAUUACGCGCUCAGUACGAAAGAAGUGUCGCAGAUGGCGUCGAGCACAAAAACUUUACUACGAAUCUCCGCUUUUGCAUUUUGGACACUCAUAACAUUGGUGAUAUUUACGACAUACCAAAUGUCAUUGCAAAGCGGUAAGCAGAUGGGCGCCAGGUACAAUGUAACAGCGGCUGUAACGCAGCCCCAUUUGUUAAUGAACGGAAGCAAGCUGAAAACGGAAGACAUUAUGAAACUACGUCAAGCAGAGUUGCCAAAUGUGCCCUUCGAUUUGUGGCACCGCCUGGAAGCGAUGCGCCUAAAUAGCUCUUGCGCCCACGCGCCAUCCCUGCUAGAGCUACGCUUUCACAACGACUUCUGGCAGGUGUUUCACAAUGCCAACUUCACUUAUCAUCUCUUCAAUGCGUAUUUCGAUGCGCGCGCCCAUGUCAUACAGUCCAGCACAGUGGUGCGCGUGCUUGCCAUGUUGAAUGACAAGGAACCACCGAAAAAUAAGAUCCACUGUCAGUUAUGGUAUGACAGUGACGAUAAACCGACCAUUGUGCCCGUGGUAGAACAACAUCUCGUGUGGCACAUCAAGUGGAUUACCGAUGCUGAUUAUUUUCCACAUUUACUCACAUGUGCGGUGCCGUCGGUAACGCGGGAAGCGGUCGCACCCCGCGCCGUUUCCUUGGUGAUGAAUACCUGUGACAGGGCCACGAAUAUACUGCGCGUACUAUAUGAACGACCGGCCGGUAAUGAGACACAGCACGGUUUCGCGAUUUGCCUAAAGGGUUUGGAUUAUCCUAAUGCUGAUAUGGGUCCACGUUUGGUUGAGUGGUUGGAAAUGCAGCGCCUGUUGGGCGCACGUAAGGUCAUCACCUACAAAUUGGUUCUGCAUCCGAAUUUGGAGCGUGUGUUAGAGCACUAUGUGGAGGAGGGUUUUGUUGAAGUACAUCCGCUGAGUAUGGGUUCGGAGAUGGUGAGCAAACCGCUAUAUCUCCAUGAUUUUCUCCACAGGAGUAUUGGGAAUAAGCGCGUGAACGAGCUGGUGCCUUACAAUGAUUGUUUCUAUCGGAAUAUGUACAAGUAUUCAUAUAUUGUGACUGUCGAUAUCGACGAGGUUAUAAUGCCGCUUGGCAAUCUCACCACUUGGCAACAGUUAAUCGACAAAAUGGAGCAUUUGCGUACCCCUAACUGUCCUGAGGGCUAUGCGAGUGUUUGUGUGCGCAAUGUGCAUUUUCCUACCGAUAGUGUGAACUUUACUGAAACGUCGGCAGCGCCGCAACAUAUGUUCAUGUUACAGCAUGUGUAUCGCCAGCAACCUGAAGCUGUUGGUAAAGGCGCUAAGUGCUUUCAAAAUAGCAGCGAGGCGCUGAUUUUGCACAAUCACUACAACUUAGGCGCAUUGAAGAGUUGUCGUUGGCGGGACUUGGAGCCGACGAUGGCGCAACUGCAGCACUAUCGUCAGUUAGAGAAUUCAGAGACUUGGGAAACGAAGAUAAUCGAUGAAAGCAUCUAUCGUUACAAGGACGCUUUGGUGAAUAGGGUGGAGCCGGUGUUAAAAAAGUUGUCCUAUUUACGGCGAUAA
Molecule: messenger RNA, 1617 nt
Organism: Bactrocera tryoni
Lineage: Eukaryota; Metazoa; Arthropoda; Insecta; Diptera; Tephritidae
Exons: 3
Coding region: 1-1617 (538 amino acids)
Source: RefSeq, a predicted model, not a curated record